UAUACAUCUUGGAAAACUACUUCCUAUUACUUAAUUCUGUGUAUCAUCAAUAGUGGAUUGUCUCAGUCAUAUACAAAUCAAAGGGACAAAAAUGCAGCCAAAGUUAAUGGAUAUUUUUCCAACAAUCGGGGGUUUGGUGAAAGAAAUUCAGAUUCCUCGACAACACAAGUAAAUCAGGGAGCCAUUAGUCAGCUUUCAGAACAGAUUUCCGCCCUCAACGAUAGAAUGGAUGAAUUUACAAAUCGUAUUGAAGAGCUGAAUUGCAAGCUAACCUUUAAGAAUAAUUCUCCGAGCCAACAAAAUAUGUCAGCUCAAGCCGAAGCCUGCAAUGGUUCUGCUCCCACAUCUUACUUCAUUAACAGUUUGGGCAAUGGUAGCUUAACUGGUUCUAAGAUUCCACAUUCCUCGUCUUCAUCACAAUUAAAUACGGACUCUCCCUUAAUGGAUGAGAUAUCCGGCAUUGCACGUGGUCAGCGUCAAAUCAUGCAUCAAAUGGACAAUCUCAAUAAUCUUCUCCGGGGUAGCUUGGGGGAGAAGUCUCAGCAAACUAGAACCAACAAGAAAAACAUAACAACAAAUUCAAAUUCCAUUGCAGCUACCGUUACCGUGGUAGUCACAGUUGGUUGUUUGGGGAUCUUCUUGAUGAAAGGUUCGUUGACCCGAAAGUGAUUCCUAUAUAUGCAAAAAAGUUAGUUUUCCUUCACUGUGACAAUCCCUUCUGGAGAGAGGUGUUGAAGCACUCAUUGACAGUUAAAAUACAGAAUAUGGAAACAGUUAAUUAGGGUCAGUGAAAGUGUUAUAGCCACUUGAAAUUUUGUAACUUAAUUGGCUUUGUUA
This is a messenger RNA of Medicago truncatula (barrel medic), 837 nucleotides long. RefSeq names its product inorganic pyrophosphatase TTM2. The record is from RefSeq and is a predicted model, not a curated record. The transcript has 3 exons. The coding region runs from base 226 to 669 and encodes 147 amino acids. NCBI's taxonomy places the organism in Eukaryota, Viridiplantae, Streptophyta, Magnoliopsida, Fabales, Fabaceae.